AUGUCGGGCUUUACGUUGGUAGACCCAAAGGGUUGGGACUGCGACCUCCAGUCGGUGUACUCUGCGUACAUGGGUCACUUCCAACUGCAUAACGUGCCACGGCAUGGUGAGUACGAUCGCUCAUGGGCGGUCUUCUUUGAGACCUUCGAAGAGUUCCUCACCUUCUCCUGGCCGACGAUUACCGUGACCGACACAUGGACGGGGCGAGCACACAUCGUCGUGCGCGCGUCCUCCAUCAGUGCGUUCCUCAAGAUGCUCAAGACAAGAUUCGGCGAGACGGUGCCCAUGGUGGAGAACAUCCUGCGCGUCGCCGCCUUCGAGACGCAGCAGCGCCACAUGCGCACGAUCUCGGACUACACCACGUACCGCAAGAUCUACGCCACCCUCCCCGCCGUCGUCCUCGCCGCUCAGAAGACCCGCGUCCGCAGCGGCGAGCCCCAGGCGGUGCGAGAGCUUUGGGCUGGGCGCGACAAGACGUUCCUCGCGCUCGACUUCGAGUGGUCGGAGCGGAACACGGCGUCGUGCAUCGAGUGGGGCUACUCCGCCGUCCGCUGCGGUCACUUGAGCACCGCUGGGGCGUGGCCCCCCGAUCCAGAACCCAACUAUAGGCAAGCUGCCGACAGGCGUGGGCACUACCUGAUAUCGGAGUAUGUAGACAAGGUGUACAACAAAAUCAAGCCGAGUUUCCCAAGGGCGGUGAGUGCAUUCGGUGAAAGCCAGCUCCUUCCGAAAGCGAGGCUCGGGCAGGUGGUGAAUGCUCUGAUCAGCAGUCUAAUGAGCCCGGAUUCGGAACUGGUGGCCAAUACUCUUGUGUUGGUCACCCACGGGACCCCGGGGGAGUUCCGGAGGCUGGAAGAACUGAAAAUAAAGCUCCCCCACAACGUCCUCAUCCUCGACACCAUGGCCUUCGAGCGGCAGCUCUACGCCUCCGGACAGCGCGGCACGAUGCAGGAACCCUCCGGGCGCCCGCGCGACCCCGCGACCCCGCUCACGCUCGCCGCGACGCUCCAGUCGCUCGGCUUCGACGCGACGCGCGUGCUGCACAACGCCGGCAACGCCGCCCUCACCGCCCUCCUCGCCCUCCAGCUCCUCCUCGCCCCAGACACCCCGCACCCGACCCCCCGCGCGGCGAACGCGCUCGCGGGCAUGGCCCAGCACGCGCGCCGCAGCAUGCACUCCGCCUCGCCCGGGAUCGCGUUCGGGCCGUCGAUGUCGAUGCCGAUGUACCCGGCGAUGGGGAUGGGGAUGGGCAUCGGCAGGGGCAUCGGCGUCCCCGCGCAGCCGUUCCCGACCGGGCUCGUCCCCGACGGGUUCGUGAACGGGGUGAACGGGCAUGACGGCGCCGGCAGCCGCGCGUCGUACUUCCCGAACCACCGCCCGGCGAGCGGGGACGGGCACCGGCUGAGCGCGCCGGGUCCCUUGACGAUGCACGGCGGGCGUGCUCCUGGGCGCACGCGGGUCAGCUCGAUGAACGAUCUCAACAAGGACGACGCCGGUGCCGGGGGCGUCAGCGAGCUCGGCGAGCAGAUGGGCGGGCUGCAUGUCAGGGCACGGACCUCUGACUCGCGCGGGCUCCCGCAGUCGCGCUAG
Molecule: messenger RNA, 1590 nt
Organism: Epithele typhae
Lineage: Eukaryota; Fungi; Basidiomycota; Agaricomycetes; Polyporales; Epitheliaceae
Exons: 9
Coding region: 1-1590 (529 amino acids)
Cellular component (GO): nucleus
Source: RefSeq, a predicted model, not a curated record